Molecule: messenger RNA, 1648 nt
Organism: Tuber aestivum (summer truffle)
Lineage: Eukaryota; Fungi; Ascomycota; Pezizomycetes; Pezizales; Tuberaceae
Source: the annotation of a GenBank genome assembly
AUGUCUGACCGCGGUCGAUAUUACACUGGCAGGGCGGCGUAUCCACCGCUGGUGUUUGAGCUUCCGAAGAGUCGUAAUCAAAAGUUUAUUUGUACGAAUUGGUAAGAAAAUUGCCUCUCGUAUGGCAUAAAGUCUAGAGCGUCCAAAGCUAAUCAAAAGUACUUCACACGCUUAAUAGCGUUGCCAUUUCUCUACAGGAUUUUCCAGUUGAGUGAUGUGCUAUCUGUGAUGACCGAUACAUCCUCAGUCUGCCCCGCUAAUGCCAUAAAACCAGACACGGUAGAUUCAAUUCUGCUGAUAGGGAAUGGGUUCAGUGGCCCCUGUGUGGAAGUGCCAAUAUUGCACAUUUCGAUCCUUUCGCUCACGGUAGAGCUGGUUACUUAGGGAGCUUGGAUUUGGAAAUUGGUUUUGCAACUAGGAAAAUAAGCGAUGGGAGGUAUGACUAGGAUGACCCUGCGCGGUUUUUUGUUAUAGUAUUGACGGUUCCAUUUUUCGCGUUUGCUUCCUCCUUCCUCCAGUCACCUCUUGCCCUCCUCAUCGUCGAGCUUUCGGAUAAUUUCGCGAAGCUUAUCUAUUUUCCACUAGAGGUUUCAAAAUCAAAUCUUUGCUCCACCGCCGCGAGCGAAAAUUGGAUAUCCGAAAUAUCAAAGUCCUGAUUGUGCUCAAAACUGUGCCGAUAUUCAAGCACCACCACAAAAAUUCCUCUUUUCCUACCUAUGCUACAAUAACCUCUAAUCCUUCAGACUACCGCAUCCUUACCCCUAACACCUGCAUCACAUUUUACAAAGCUACGAAUCGGCCAAGCAAGAUCAAAGGCUCCAGGAAGCAAGCAGCAGCUAAGGAUAUUAUCCAGCCAAACUUCCAAGAUAUGGCUAUUGGAGGUCUUGACAGGGAGUUCCGCGGGAUUUUCCAUCAAGCCUUUGCAUGUCGUAUUUUUCCGCCUAGCCUUGUGGAGAACCCGGAACCCAAACCCCGAAGGGAACCCCACUCCCUGGACCUCCGGGGACCGGCAAAACCCCGACGGCUAGGCAGAUUGGUAAGAUGCUGAAAGCGAGGGAGUCUAAGGAUCUUAACGAUCUGGAAAUCUUGAAUAAGUUUAUCGGACAAUCAGAGGAGAACAUCAGAAAGUUGUUUGCGGAUGCGAAAAAGCAGUACAAGGGAAAGGCAGAAGAGAGCGGGUUAAUACCAUCAUAUUUGGCGGUCUGGGUGCUAUCUGCAGACCGAGGGGGGGUAGGAACGGUGGGGCUGGGGUUGGAGGUUGUGUCGUGAAUCACCUGCUCUUGGAGGUAUGUUCGAAGUCACUUUUGUCCAUCGUGUUUGCUGACAAGAGUGGUAUCUUAGCUAGAUGGUGUUGGUCAAUUGGACGGUAUCUUGGUUAUUGUAAUGAUAAAUCGUAUGGACAUGAUCGGUGAAGCUCUUCAGCGCCCGGACCGUCUCGAAGUACACGUUGAGAUUUCUCCCUGACAAGUUUGGCCGAAAACAAAUCCCGAAGAUCCACACAAGUAGGACGAAUGAAAAUCAGGUGAUGGGUUACGAUGUCGAUAUCCGGGGGCUGGCCGCCAAGACAAAGAACAUUUUAGAAGCUGAGAUUGCUGGAUCAGUUAAGAGAGCAAGCAGUUUUGCAUUCAAUCGACAAGUGAAGGUAUAA